Molecule: messenger RNA, 1369 nt
Organism: Oryza sativa Japonica Group (Japanese rice)
Lineage: Eukaryota; Viridiplantae; Streptophyta; Magnoliopsida; Poales; Poaceae
Product: plant UBX domain-containing protein 4
Biological process (GO): autophagosome assembly; nuclear membrane reassembly; proteasome-mediated ubiquitin-dependent protein catabolic process
Cellular component (GO): nucleus; cytosol
Molecular function (GO): ubiquitin binding
Source: RefSeq, a predicted model, not a curated record
CCCCAACCCCCCCAACCCCAGCAGAGCGGAGCUCGUCGACUCGCCGAGUACGCGACCCGCGAGCCAAACCCUACCUUCCACCCCGCGACCUCGAUCCCCCCACCCCCACCCCUCGGCGGCGAUGAGCUCCUCCAACAACGGCGGUGGCGGCGACAAGAAGCCGGCGUCCGGCGGCCGCGGGGGCCCCACCAUCCGCACCCUCGCGGACAUCAGCCGCGGCCCGUCCGGCUUCCCUGGGGGCGGCGGCGGCGGCGGCAGCGACUCCGACGAGCCCCAGGAGUACUACACCGGCGGCGAGAAGAGUGGGAUGCUUGUUCAGGACCCAACAAGAAGAAACACUGUGGACUCAAUCUUCGAACAAGCUAGACAGAUGGGUGCUCUCCAAGAUCAACCGCCUCCAUUUGAGGAUCAAUCUUCCAGUUCAAGAAGCUUUACAGGGACUGGUCGACUUCUUUCAGGAGAGACAGCACCAGCUGCACCUCCACCGCCUGGGAAUGUACUUCACAAUAUACAAUUCUGGAACAAUGGAUUCACUGUAGAUGAUGGUCCGCUGAGGGACUAUGAUGAUCCUGCAAAUGCUGAUUUCAUUGAGAGCAUCAAGAAGUCCCAGUGCCCCCAGGAGUUGGAGCCAGCUGAUAGAAGAACACCUGUUCAUGUGAAUGUUAUCAAACGACUGGAAGACUAUCAGGCUCCUCUAAGGCCUCCAUCACCCUUCCAGGGUGUUGGAAGAACCCUUGGUGGUGGAUCUUCUGCAGAAGAGAGCCAGGCACCAGCUCCUGCCACUCAAGAACCCCGCAGGUCCGUUGGAAUAGUUGUGGACGACUCGCUCCCAUUUACAUCCAUACAGCUAAGGCUGGCCGAUGGCACUCGCAUGGUUGCCCGUUUCAACAUGCACCACACGGUGGGCGACAUCAGGUCUUUCAUCGACGCCUCUCGGCCUGGGGCUACAAGGCCCUAUCAGCUGCAGACUGGUUUCCCGCCGAAGCAGCUGGCUGAUCCAGCACAGACCGUCGAGCAAGCUGGUCUGGCGAACUCUGUCAUCAUUCAGAAGAUGUAGGCCUAGGGGCACGUCUCAUAUGCUAUCUUUGAAACAAGAACCCGGUGUCCUUAAAUUGUCGAUUAUCAUGCCAGAUACUGUACUGGAAUACAUUCUGCAUCGAACCAGACUGCUGGUUUCAUCGACAGACAGACGAUAACAAUAGCCAUGUCGGUUUUUAAGUGGCAUCAGUGAAGUUCAUAAUCCUAUUAAUAGUAAUUACCUGAAUUGCAACAAACUGUCGUGCCUCAAUUUGAUCCUGACUAAUUGUUGCUUGAAAAGCUGUUAACUGUUCAUCGAGAUAUAUCAUCAAAUCAUUCGUGUUCAUUUCAA